CCCGCACGGCCGGUAUUCAUCCUGCCACCGAAACAAGGGGGUUCCACUCGGCAUCAGCCCCGGUGCGGGGGCUCGUGUCCCCCCCUGCCCAUCCCGGGGGGCUCGGGGCUGUCACUGGGCUGGGCACAGACACAGACAUCACCCCUCGGAGCCACAAUGGGGCUUUGUGUGCCCGGUACCAUCGGGGACACGAAGCCGAGGCAGGAAAACAAAGGGCUUCGGGGUGGCACAGCCGGUGCCUGCCCGGUGCUGCCAGUGCCGGGGACGGCCGCGCCGCGGGCACCGGGGCGAUGCAGCCGGGCAGCCGGUGCCCGUCCCGCAGGCACUCCUGCAUCGGCUUUGACCUGGAGAAUGGCCCCCCCGGCCGGGCCGUGCUGGACCCCCAGGCCAGCCCUGGUGCGGGGCUGGUCCUCCAAGGCACCUUCUCCCAUGGCCAGCGCCGCGAGUCCUUCCUGUACCGCUCCGACAGCGACUAUGACCUGUCCCCAAAGGCCAUGUCCCGCAACUCCUCCAUCGCCAGCGACUUGCAUGGAGAAGACAUGAUUGUCACUCCCUUUGCACAGGUCCUGGCCAGUCUCCGCACAGUCCGGAGCAACCUGACCCACCUGCAGGACCGCGCCGGCAUCAAGCGAGGAUCGAGCAGCAGCCUCCCCUCUGGGAGCAAGGCCAGCCUCACAGAAGAUGCCCACCAGAAGCUCUCCCGGGAGACCCUGGAGGAGCUGGAUUGGUGCCUGGACCAGCUGGAGACGCUGCAGACGCGGCACUCGGUGGGCGAGAUGGCCUCCAACAAGUUCAAGAGGAUGCUGAGCCGGGAGCUGACGCAGCUCUCCGAGACCAGCCGCUCCGGGAACCAGGUCUCCGAGUACAUCUCCAGCACCUUCCUGGACAAGCAGCACGAGGUGGAGCUCCCCUCGGUGCCGGCCAAGGACAAGGAGAAGGAGCGGCGGAAGCGCCCCAUGUCCCAGAUCAGCGGCGUCAGGAAGCUCAAGCACGGCUCCAGCCUGGCCGCUGCCGGCAUCCCCCGCUUCGGGGUGCGCACGGACCAGGAGGCGCUGCUGGCCAAGGAGCUGGAGGACACCAACAAGUGGGGGCUCAACGUGUUCAAAGUCGCUGAGUACUCAGGCAACCGCCCGCUGACGGUCCUCAUGUACAGCAUCUUCCAGGAGCGUGACCUGAUGAAGACGUUCCGCAUCCCCGUUGACACCUUCAUCACCUACAUGCUGACACUGGAGGACCACUACCACGCUGAUGUGGCUUAUCACAACAGCAUCCACGCCGCCGAUGUAGCCCAGUCCACCCAUGUCCUCCUCUCCACGCCUGCUCUGGAGGCUGUCUUUACGGACCUGGAGAUCAUGGCUGCUAUCUUCGCCAGCGCCAUCCAUGACGUUGACCACCCUGGUGUCUCCAACCAGUUCCUCAUCAACACCAACUCGGAGCUGGCGCUGAUGUACAACGACGCCUCGGUGCUGGAGAACCAUCACCUAGCCGUGGGCUUCAAGCUUCUCCAGGAGGAGAACUGCGACAUCUUCCAGAACCUGAGCAAGAAGCAGAGGCAGUCGCUGCGCAAAAUGGUCAUCGACAUGGUGCUGGCCACGGACAUGUCCAAGCACAUGAAUCUGCUGGCGGAUCUGAAAACAAUGGUGGAGACCAAGAAGGUGACGAGCCUGGGGGUGCUGCUGCUGGACAACUACUCCGACCGCAUCCAGGUCCUGCAGAACAUGGUGCAUUGCGCCGACCUCAGCAACCCCACCAAGCCUCUGGAGCUGUACCGCCAAUGGACCGACCGCGUCAUGGUGGAGUUCUUCCGCCAAGGGGACCAGGAACGGGAGAAGGGCAUGGAGAUCAGCCCCAUGUGCGACAAGCACACGGCCUCUGUGGAGAAGUCCCAGGUGGGCUUCAUCGACUUCAUUGCCCACCCGCUGUGGGAGACGUGGGCAGACCUGGUGCACCCCGAUGCGCAGGAGCUCCUGGACACGCUGGAGGACAACCGGGAAUGGUACCACAGCAUGAUCCCGCGCAGCCCAUCCCCACCGCCGGUGGAGCACGGAGCAUCCCCUGCCAGCACCGACAGGUUCCAGUUCGAGCUGACACUGGAGGAGGAGGAGGAGGAGGAGGAAGAGGAGGGGGAGCUGGACACGGAGGGCGCAGAGAGCCCCUUGGAGGAGGACAACAGUGGCUCCAAGACACCAGCCACAGAUGACUCGGGGUCGGCUGACAUCAAGUGCCUGUCACCCGGCCCUGGGGACCGGGACUUGCCCGUCACCUGCCCCAGGGAUGUGGACAACCGGCAGGCACUGGAGGGGACGAUGCCAAAGGACAGCGGUGGCAGUGGGUGCUCGGAGCCACGGCCUGAGGGGCUGUGCCUGGACACGGAGGGCAACGUCACAUUCCUGCCCCUGGGCACGUAGCAGCACCGGCCGUGGGUCCCCCUCGCUGCCGCAGGGAUGUGGGACUGGGCACUGCCAUGGUGACAGCAUCACCACCGCAGGGACACGGAGGGACCCAAAGUGUGUCCCCAUGCGGGGGGUCCUGAUGGGCACAAGGACUCUGCUCACCCUCUCCCAUCGGCUGCCCCCUGCUCCCACCCAGCCUGUGGGAGGGCUGGAACGGCCCCUGUGCUCUUCAGACAGGGCUUGGGAGCACUGUGCCCCAGCCCCAGCCGUGGGGACGUGGAGCCUCACAGGGCUCCGUGGACGAGGUCCUCCAUGGGGCCAGAGGCGUUUUGACAUCACUGUAGGCGGCCCCUGGCCCAACACAGCCCCACGGAGGGCCGGCUCGGGGGGUAAGGGUGCUGGUGCCAGCAUCCUCAGGGCUUCCGAG
Neopsephotus bourkii (Bourke's parrot) is the source of this 2820-nucleotide messenger RNA. It is a transcript of the gene PDE4C, whose product is annotated as phosphodiesterase 4C. The record is from RefSeq and is a predicted model, not a curated record. Lineage: Eukaryota; Metazoa; Chordata; Aves; Psittaciformes; Psittacidae. Gene Ontology annotation, cellular component: cytosol; nucleus; perinuclear region of cytoplasm. The transcript has 15 exons. The coding region runs from base 291 to 2408 and encodes 705 amino acids. Gene Ontology annotation, biological process: signal transduction. Gene Ontology annotation, molecular function: 3',5'-cyclic-AMP phosphodiesterase activity.